AACGCCGGCCCUCCAAGACAGGCCAGAGCGGCCCUGUCUGGCUUGCGUGGCGCAGUGCAGCGCUAGAGCGGCCGGCGGGAGGAGUAGAGUCGUCGGGGCCGGAGCCCGGCAGGAGCCGGGCUAGAGCGGCUGGCAGGAGGAGUGGAGCUGGCCGCAAAGGUGGACUCAGGGUGGCUAGAGCGACGCGGCGGCAGGGGUGGGGAGAGUGCGGAGCCGGCGCGCGGAAGCUUCGGUUCCGGUAGCGGCGGUGGCUUCUCUUUCCACCUGGAGCAGCCCUGCAGAGCCCAGGGAGAUGGAAGACGUGGCCCGAGGGGCGGCCUCCCCCGGCCCCUCCCGGCCUGGCCUGGUUCCCGUCAGCAUCAUCGGGGCUGAGGAUGAGGAUUUUGAGAACGAGCUGGAGACGAACUCAGAAGAGCAAAACAGCCAGUUCCAGAGCCUGGAGCAGGUGAAGCGGCGCCCAGCCCACCUCAUGGCCCUCCUGCAGCACGUGGCCCUGCAGUUUGAGCCAGGACCCCUGCUUUGCUGUCUGCAUGCUGACAUGCUGGGCUCACUGGGCCCCAAGGAGGCCAAGAAGGCCUUCCUGGACUUCUACCACAGCUUCCUGGAGAAGACAGCGGUUCUGCGGGUGCCGGUCCCUCCCAACGUCGCCUUUGAACUUGACCGCACUAGGGCUGACCUCAUCUCCGAGGAUGUCCAGCGGCGGUUCGUGCAGGAGGUGGUGCAAAGCCAGCAGGCAGCCGUGGGCCGGCAGCUGGAGGACUUCCGCUCCAAGCGGCUCAUGGGCAUGACGCCCUGGGAGCAGGAGCUGGCCCAGCUGGAGGCUUGGGUUGGGCGGGACCGAGCCAGCUACGAGGCCCGGGAGCGGCACGUGGCGGAGCGGCUGCUCAUGCACCUGGAGGAGAUGCAACAUACCAUCUCUACCGACGAAGAAAAGAGUGCUGCCGUGGUCAAUGCCAUUGGCCUGUACAUGCGCCAUCUUGGGGUGCGGACCAAGAGUGGAGACAAGAAGUCGGGGAGGAACUUCUUCCGGAAAAAGGUGAUGGGGAACCGGCGGUCGGACGAGCCUGCCAAGACCAAGAAGGGGCUGAGCAGCAUCCUGGAUGCCGCCCGCUGGAACCGGGGAGAGCCCCAGGUUCCAGAUUUUCGACACCUCAAAGCAGAGGUUGAUGCCGAGAAGCCAGGUGCUACAGACCGGAAGGGAGGCCUGGGGAUGCCCUCUCGGGACCGGAAUGUCGGGGCUCCUGGGCAGGACACCCCUGGAGUCUCUCUGCACCCUCUGUCCCUGGACAGCCCAGACCGGGAACCAGGUGCCGACGCCCCCCUGGAGCUGGGGGACUCAUCCCCGCAGGGCCCAAUGAGCCUGGAGGCCCUGGCGCCCCCAGAGAGUACCGAUGACGGGGCUGAAACCGAGAGGCUAUCAGGGCGUCUGGGGCGCUCAGAGAGCCUGCGGGUGAGUGACCGCCGCCGGCCUUCCCGGGGCAGCCUCGGGGCUAAGGGCCGGGGUGGGGGCCGCUCCCGGAGCGACGUGGACAUGGACCCCAGUUCCGCCACGGCAGUGCUUGGCCCUGCCCGACGAGCCACCCCCGAGCCUGGAGAUGAGGGGGAGCCGGGGCGGUCGGGACUGGAGCUUGAACCAGAAGAGCCUCCCGGCUGGCGGGAACUCGUCCCCCCAGACACCCUGCACAGCCUGCCCAAGAGCCAGGUGAAGCGGCAGGAGGUCAUCAGCGAGCUGCUGGUGACAGAGGCGGCCCACGUGCGCAUGCUGCGGGUGCUGCACGACCUCUUCUUCCAGCCCAUGGCGGAAUGCCUCUUCUUCUCCUUGGAGGAGCUGCAGAACAUCUUCCCCAGCCUGGAUGAGCUCAUCGAGGUGCAUUCCCUGUUCCUCGAUCGCCUGAUGAAGCGGAGGCAAGAGAGUGGCUACCUCAUCGAGGAGAUCGGGGAUGUGCUGCUGGCCCGGUUUGAUGGUGCUGAGGGCUCCUGGUUCCAGAAAAUCUCCUCCCGCUUCUGCAGCCGCCAGUCGUUUGCCUUAGAGCAGCUCAAAGCCAAGCAACGCAAGGACCCUCGGUUCUGUGCCUUCGUGCAGGAAGCUGAGAGCCGCCCGCGGUGCCGCCGCCUGCAGCUGAAGGACAUGAUCCCUACGGAGAUGCAGCGGCUGACCAAGUACCCCCUGCUCCUGCAGAGCAUCGGGCAGAACACAGAAGAGCCCACGGAACGGGAGAAAGUGGAGCUGGCAGCCGAGUGCUGCCGGGAAAUUCUACACCAUGUCAACCAAGCCGUGCGUGACAUGGAGGACCUGCUGAGGCUCAAGGACUAUCAACGGCGCCUGGACUUGUCCCACCUUCGGCAGAGCAGCGACCCCAUGCUGAGCGAGUUCAAGAACCUGGACAUCACCAAGAAGAAAUUGGUCCACGAGGGCCCACUGACGUGGCGGGUGACUAAGGACAAGGCUGUGGAGGUGCAUGUGCUGCUGCUGGACGACCUGCUGCUGCUGCUCCAGCGCCAGGAUGAGCGGCUGCUGCUCAAGUCCCAUAGCCGGACACUGACGCCCACGCCUGACGGCAAGACCAUGCUGCGGCCCGUGCUGCGGCUCACCUCCGCCAUGACCCGCGAGGUGGCCACCGAUCACAAAGCCUUCUACGUCCUUUUUACCUGGGACCAGGAGGCCCAGAUAUACGAGCUGGUGGCACAGACUGUGUCGGAGCGGAAAAACUGGUGUGCCCUCAUCACUGAGACUGCCGGAUCCCUGAAAGUCCCUGCCCCUGCCUCUCGCCCUAAGCCCCGGCCCAGCCCGAGCAGCACCCGAGAACCCCUCCUCAGCAGCUCUGAGAACGGCAAUGGUGGCCGAGAGACAUCUCCGGCUGAUGCCCGGACAGAGAGAAUCCUCAGUGACCUCCUGCCCUUCUGCAGACCAGGCCCCGAGGGCCAGCUCGCUGCCACGGCCCUUCGGAAAGGAGUUGGAGGAGGAAUUUUGCCGCCUGAGACCCCUCCUGUCUCAGCUUGGGGGGAACUCUGUCCCCCAGCCUGGCUGCACUUGAGGUUCCCACCCAGGAAGGCCUUUUGCAAGAAGGAGAGGAAUGGGGGAGAGGACGUGAGGGACCACCCCCACCCACACAGCUGCCGCAGCAUCUCACACCCCGAGGGCCUGAGGAGAGGGAGCUGUGGGCCACACCUGGAAGGGGCCCAGCUGGGGUUACUGGCCCCGCAUGAGCCUCGGCCAUCUCUCCCUCCUGCCCUCUGCUUGGGGGACUCAGGGCUUCAUUCCGGAGGGCACCACGGUGACCCGGGCCAUCUCAGUAUUGCCUGUGGGGGCCACCCCUCCACCCCCCACCCCCAAGUGCCUUCGCUCUGUUUUUAUACCCCGAAUUGGAGGUUUAUUUUUUAAUAUAUAUUAUCUAAGAAGA
Symphalangus syndactylus (siamang) is the source of this 3401-nucleotide messenger RNA. RefSeq names its product Rho guanine nucleotide exchange factor 1 (gene ARHGEF1). NCBI's taxonomy places the organism in Eukaryota, Metazoa, Chordata, Mammalia, Primates, Hylobatidae. Gene Ontology annotation, biological process: G protein-coupled receptor signaling pathway. The record is from RefSeq and is a predicted model, not a curated record. Gene Ontology annotation, cellular component: cytoplasm. Gene Ontology annotation, molecular function: G protein-coupled receptor binding; GTPase activator activity; guanyl-nucleotide exchange factor activity.